Messenger RNA from Aureobasidium melanogenum CBS 110374, 867 nucleotides. RefSeq lists its product as uncharacterized. Bases 1 to 867 code for a protein of 288 amino acids. The record is from RefSeq and is a predicted model, not a curated record. Gene Ontology annotation, cellular component: oligosaccharyltransferase complex; membrane. The transcript has 3 exons. Lineage: Eukaryota; Fungi; Ascomycota; Dothideomycetes; Dothideales; Saccotheciaceae. Gene Ontology annotation, biological process: protein N-linked glycosylation.
AUGAAGUUCUCGAGUGCAAUUGUCCUGCCGUUACUGUCGCUCGGCUCAGGCCUUGCUGCUGCUGCUUCGUGGAGUUUCGAGGAUGCCACUCUCAGCAUCGCCAGCAAAGGUGCUGGUGUAGGUGGUGCCCUCAAGGAGAAACUGUCUCCUGAAGCUCAUCUCAGCAAGCAAGUCAAGCUCGGUCCCACCGACUCGCUCAAGCUGGUCAUGACGACCACCGAGGACAAGACAGCAAAGAGGCCUCACCAAGCCUUCCUCACUCUUCACGAGCCCAAGACUGGCCUCGAGGAAUCCUUCGUCUUCAGUGUCAAGGACAGCGGCAAGGCCAAGGUCGAAUUGUCGCAAAAGGACCUCCCCUUCCAGUUACUCAGCGCAAGCGACCCUCUCCAGGCCAAGCUCCUGAUCGCCUCGUUCGGAUCUUCUGAUGCCUACUACACACAUGCCUUCGACUUGACUAUUACCCGCGACGCCAAUGUGCCUCUCAGCACUCCCGAGCCCCCUCUUCGCUACGGCAAGCUGUCCGAGAUUCACCACAUCUUCCGUAGCGACCCCAAGUCGCCUCCUACCAUCCUAUCUAGCGUCUUCACUCUCGCCGUCCUGGCUUGUCUACCCGCCCUUGUUGGUGGAUGGUUGUUCCUGGGCGCCAAUUUCAACCACCUCUCGAAAGCCAUGAAUGCUGCACCCAUCUCGCACGCCCUGUUCUUUGGCAGCAUAGUUGCAAUGGAGUUCAUCUUCUUCCUGUACUACUCUUCCUGGACUCUCUUCCAGAUCCUGCCUCCUGCUGGUCUGGUAGGCACCGUUGCAUUCUUGAGUGGCAGCAAGGCCCUGGGAGAAGUUCAGCAGCGCAGACUUGCUGGUCUGAGAUAA